AUGGCUAUCAGGAAAAGCCAAAAAACAAAGAAUCCCCGACACACCGGAAGACUUUACCCGAAAGGUCCAAAAACAUUUACCAAAACAGAAAUCACUCCCCAUGGAGUCACCGGGCGCAUGUGCCACCCGAGCAGUAAGCCGCCACCACCACCAGUCCUACGCAGUGGACUGUACCAGCCUGAUAGGGGGUUGAUACCUAUCAACCUGCGCACGCG
Messenger RNA from Sphenostylis stenocarpa, 215 nucleotides. The record is from the annotation of a GenBank genome assembly. NCBI's taxonomy places the organism in Eukaryota, Viridiplantae, Streptophyta, Magnoliopsida, Fabales, Fabaceae.